Salvelinus fontinalis (brook trout) is the source of this 4708-nucleotide messenger RNA. Its product is annotated as unconventional myosin-Ic-like. The record is from RefSeq and is a predicted model, not a curated record. The transcript has 32 exons. Gene Ontology annotation, cellular component: microvillus; myosin complex; vesicle. Gene Ontology annotation, molecular function: actin filament binding; ATP binding; microfilament motor activity. NCBI's taxonomy places the organism in Eukaryota, Metazoa, Chordata, Actinopteri, Salmoniformes, Salmonidae. Gene Ontology annotation, biological process: actin filament organization; vesicle transport along actin filament. Bases 416 to 3616 code for a protein of 1066 amino acids.
CUGCUGAGCCGGCUGUGGAAAGAGAGCCUGACACUAACUAUCUACACAUAUCCUUUGCCUGCUAAGGGGAAAUUUGCACUAGAGCACUCUGCACAGAAGCAGGAAACAUCCUUGUGCUUUGACUGUCUUGGCCUCGUUAGAUAACUGAGAAAAGAAGCAUACAUGUAAAUGACUAUGUGCUGCCAGUAAAAUAUCUGUUGUUCUACUUUAGUUGUCCUUUCCUUCUUUCUAUUGACAGUGUAACAGAAAGUGCCCUAUUCCUCUCGCAGACGUUAAGGGGAGGAAUUUGUACAAACGUGCGAGGGGUGAAUUCAUUGCUACGCCGUCAGAAAGACCGAGUAAGUGGGCGGAGGACGGAGAGAGAGACAGAGAGAAAGGGAUUGGGAAAGAGAGAAGGAAAGAGAGAGAAGCGACCAUGAUGGAGCUGAGGAUCCAGUUGGUCCCUACAGGUGAGAUCAUCCUGUCCCCUGGGAAGAAUGGGGAGAGCUUCUGCCACAGCUGCACCAAGACGUUGGGGAGUGACGGGGUGCGGAUCACAAUGGAGAGUGCCCUGACGGCCAGGGACCGGGUGGGUGUGCAGGACUUUGUCCUGCUGGAGAACCACACCAGUGAAGCAGCCUUCAUCGAGAACCUCCGCAAGCGCUUCAAGGAGAACCUCAUCUAUACGUACAUCGGCUCAGUCCUGGUGUCGGUGAACCCCUACAAGGAUCUGGAGAUCUACACCAAGAACCACAUGGAGCGCUACCGAGGCGUCAACUUCUACGAGGUCUCUCCCCACAUCUACGCGGUGUCUGACAACUCCUACCGGUCCAUGCGGACGGAGCGUAAGGACCAGUGCAUCCUCAUCUCGGGGGAGAGCGGUGCCGGCAAGACGGAGGCCUCAAAGAAGAUCCUGCAGUACUACGCUGUGACCUGUCCCGCCAGCGACCAGGUGGAGACGGUCAAGGACCGCCUGCUGCAGUCCAACCCUGUCCUAGAGGCUUUUGGAAAUGCCAAAACGUUACGCAACGACAACUCCAGCCGCUUCGGUAAAUACAUGGACAUCCAGUUUGACUUCAAGGGUGCACCGGUGGGGGGCCACAUCCUCAACUACCUGCUGGAGAAGUCACGGGUGGUGCACCAGAACCACGGCGAGAGGAACUUCCACAUCUUCUACCAGCUGAUUGAGGGGGGUGAGGAGGACCUGCUGCGGCGCCUGGGCCUGGAGAGGAACCCCCAACAGUACCAGUACCUCGUCAAGGGGAACUGUCCCAAGGUGAGCUCCAUCAACGACCGUAGCGACUGGAAAGUGGUGAGGAAAGCCCUGUCUGUCAUCGGCUUCAGCGAGGACGAGGUGGAGGAGCUGUUAAACAUUAUUGCCAGCGUUCUUCACUUGGGGAACAUUCAGUAUGGAGGAGAGGACAGCGGCAAUGCCUACAUCACUACAGACACACAGAUCAAAUACCUGGCGAGGUUACUAGGUGUGGACGGUUUGGUCCUGAAAGAAGCGCUAACACACAAAAAGAUCAUCGCCAAAGGGGAAGAGCUGAAGAGCCCUCUGAACCUGGAGCAGGCAGCGUCGGCGCGGGACGCCCUGUCCAAGGCCGUGUACGGCCGUACCUUCACCUGGCUCGUCAACAAGAUCAACGUCUCCCUGGCUUACAGGGACGAGACUUAUAAGAAUGCUUCUGUCAUUGGUCUCCUGGAUAUCUAUGGGUUUGAAGUCUUCCAGCACAACAGUUUUGAGCAGUUCUGCAUUAACUACUGUAACGAGAAGCUGCAGCAGCUCUUCAUCGAGCUCACCCUCAAGUCCGAGCAGGAUGAGUACGAAGCAGAGGGAAUCACGUGGGAGCCUGUGCAGUACUUCAACAACAAGAUCAUCUGUGAUCUGGUGGAGGAGAAGUUCAAAGGCGUCAUCUCCAUUCUGGAUGAGGAGUGCCUGAGGCCAGGUGACGCCAGUGACAUCACCUUCCUGGAGAAGCUGGAGAAUACUGUGGGAGGCCACGCCCACUUGACAACUCACAAGCUGGCCGAUGGAAAGACCCGGAAGGUGAUGGGCCGAGAGGAGUUCAGACUGCUGCACUACGCUGGCGAGGUCAACUACAACGUCAACGGCUUUCUGGACAAGAACAAUGACCUCCUCUUCAGGAACUUGAAAGAGGUCAUGUGUAUGUCUGAUAAUAAGAUUCUGACCCAGUGCUUUGACCGGGCGGAGCUGAAGGACAGCAAGAGACCUGAGACGGCAGCGACCCAGUUCAAGACCAGCCUGGCGAAGUUAAUGGAGAUCCUGAUGUCCAAGGAGCCGUCGUACGUGCGCUGCAUCAAGCCCAACGAUGCCAAGCAAGCAGGACGGUUCGACGAGGUUCUCAUCAGGCAUCAGGUGAAGUACCUGGGUCUGAUGGAGAACCUGCGCGUGAGGAGAGCUGGCUUUGCCUACCGCCGCCACUAUGAGACCUUCCUCCAGAGGUAUAAGUCCCUGUGCCCGGAGACCUGGCCUAGCUGGCAGGGCAAGCUGGCUGACGGAGUCUCCACACUGGUCAAACACCUGGGUUACAAACCUGAGGAGUACAAGCUGGGCAGAUCCAAAAUCUUCAUCCGUUUUCCAAAGACUCUGUUCGCCACGGAGGACGCGCUAGAAACGAGGAAACACAGCCUUGCCAGCAAACUGCAGGCAUCCUGGAAGGGCUACAGCCAGAAGACCAAAUACCGCAAACUCAGAUCAUCAGCGGUGGUGGUCCAAGCGUGGUGGAAGGGCAUCCUGGCCUGUAGGAGGGCACGACGUAGAAGGGAGGCCGCCAACACCAUCCGCAGGUUCAUCAAGGGCUUCAUCUACCGCCAUAAUGAGCGUUGUCCUGAGAAUGAGUACUUCCUGGAUUAUGUGCGCUACUCCUUCCUAAUGAAGCUGCGCAGGAACCUCCCCAAGUCAGUCCUGGACAAGAGCUGGCCCACGCCACCAACCGCCCUCAUCGAGGCGUCGGAACGGCUACGUAAACUGUACAUGCAGAACAUGGUGUGGGGCUACUGCAAGAGGAUCAACCCAGAGUGGAAACACCAGUUGGAGCAGAAAAUGGUGGCCAGUGAGAUCUUCAAAAACAAGAAGGACAACUACCCCCAAAGUGUCCCAAAGCUCUUUGUGGGCACAAGACUCAAUGGAGAGGAGAUUAACCCCAAGGUGUUGCAGUCACUUGGCAGUGAGAAGAUGAAGUAUGCAGUCCCAGUGACCAAGUACGACAGGAAUGGCUACAAGGCGCGACCAAGGCAGCUGCUUCUCACCUCCAACAGUGCCGUCAUCGUAGAGGAGGCCAAGCUCAAGCAGCGCAUCGACUACGCCGCCCUCAAAGGCAUUUCAGUCAGCUCUCUCAGUGAUGGCGUCUUCGUACUGCAUGUGCCCACUGAAGACAAAAAACAGAAGGGAGAUGUGGUGCUACAGAGUGACCACAUCAUCGAGACCCUGACCAAAGUGGCCAUCUGUGCUGACAAGGUCAACAGCAUCAACAUCAACCAGGGAAGUAUAACUUUCACGAUGGGCCAAGGUAAAGAAGGGAUCAUAGACUUCACCUCUGGCUCUGAGCUGCUGGUUGCCAAGGCGAAGAAUGGCCACCUCUCAGUGGUGAGUCGGAAUAACGGAGGGAUAUAAAGCAUCAGUCCUCCCCUACAGGACUAAUACAACUGCCCCUCGACUGAACUCAAGAUGAUAGCAAUGACUGAUCAUCUGACCACGCCAAGGAAGUCCUUCCUGGAAUACGCUCCUAUUCACCAAUCACAACCGCAGACCAGGCUCUGCCUAAGCCAAUCAAAUGCCAGCUCUCGCUACACGAACGGCAUGUGCUUCCUAUUGAGAAAAAGUCCAGCGAAACUAAUUGAUAUUUAUGUUUUAUAUAUUUUUGGGAUUAAUACUUGUUAUUUGAAUAUCAUGAUUUUAUAUAUGAAGCCAAGGAAUAACAAUGUUUUGGUGCAUUUUUUCCUGCACUACUUAUGCCUGUCUUGCUUAAUUUGGGAACAUAACCAAGCAAUCAAUGAGGGUGUAUUGGGUCUCCUUUGCUUUUUCUUUCUGUCAUUCUUUUUUCACAAUAUUUUCUCUGUUCAGCAGUGUAGACUUCACACCCUCUCUGAUACUUCUCUGUUAACUGUUUGGGGAAGAAGCUUUUGUUAAGGUUGAGAUGCAGUACAUGGCUGAUGGUAUGUAGGCUAGGUUUGUUAUAAACUAUCGAGGAGCAGGGAGUUUGGUAGAGAAGUUCAUAAGAAAAGUUAUUUUUUUCAAACUUGUUUCGACUCGGACACAAUACUCUUGAGGUUUUUGAAACCGAAGGAUAUCAACAGAGAAGUCAUGUGGGUGUGUGACCUUUGACCCAGAGCAUACUGUCCAGAAUGUGGUCAGAAUUUGGUCUGUGCCAUAGAUCACUAAAUCGUUCUUUGAUGUAGAUGCCAUGUAGCCCAAAUGAAAGUGUAAACCAAAGCAUUUUGGUGAGCAGAAUGUUGAAAUUAGAUUUUAUAAUAGAUUUAUAAUGGAAACACCAUAGUGAAUAGUCUUUACAAUAUAUAAGAGAUGAAGAAAGUGAGAAAGAAAUUAUGAAAAAGGUGUGAGAAUGAAAAUAGGGGGGAGAAUAGAAAACCGUUUUGUCUUUCCAUUUAUCGCUUGUUUGUUCCCAACAAUGGUGCCUUUCUCCUUUACUAAGUUAUUGUUAAUGGAUUAUUUAUGUCGAUACACCAAUUAAACAAUGACACUUUG